AAGCAUUUGACGGCGGCGGCGCGCUCGUUAGGGCAGCGGCGGUGUGCCGGAUAGAGUGCCGGGGGAUGCCACGUUGCCGCCCACACCGCGCGCGCUCGCGCUGCCGGCGCCGUCCCUUACAAAAUCAACAGCGGGCGGCGCGAUUUGGGCGAAGAACGCAGCGCGACGAAGACGCUUCUGCGCCCACGACUGCAGGCCACGCCUCACGGGCCGGGCGGGCGGCUCUUGGACGAUGUUCCGGACCGACUCGGACGCCGCAAGACGGCCACAGCUGGCGCCAUGCCGAUGGGCGGCGGCCCGCCCGAGCUUAUUCACCGCGCCGGCCGGCGCGGCCCCUGUUUCGAUGGUGCCGGCGCCGGCCCCCGCCGCCAGAAGUGCGGGCGCCCGCAGCCACCUGCGCGGAUUCGGUUGGAAAAACACCAGCCGGCGCGAGGGGUUGGGUUGUGGCUCCGUGAUGCCCCCCACCUCGCCCGCAUUCUAAGAGUGGCCCGAUCUUGGCCCCAGUGGCGCCCCUCAGCUGGUGUUGCGUUUUUAUUUCCGCUCACGCCCCUCCCGACCGGCAUGUUGAUCGUGGCCUCUCUGCAUGUACAGAAGCUGCGGCGACCGCGGCUAGUCGCUGCUCCCGCACAGAGCAGUCAUCGCUGGCGCUGUGGUUGUCCUUGCCCUGGCAGGGCCGCUGCAGUUGCCUUCGCCGCCUGUGAAGGUUGGUCGGGGAGCUUGCUCCAGAGUACCGAGAGUGUAUAUAGUGGGCCAGCGUUGUCGCCAGGAUCAGGAAUCGAAUUCUUCGAAGCCCUUUUGCGCCAUAUUGUAAGCUGAGGCUUAUGCUGUCG
This is a messenger RNA of Amoebophrya sp. A120, 830 nucleotides long. The record is from the annotation of a GenBank genome assembly. NCBI's taxonomy places the organism in Eukaryota, Dinophyceae, Syndiniales, Amoebophryaceae.